AAUGAGACGACUUCCCACAACAGCACACGGGGCGCGCACACUGAUGACGUAGCACGGUUCUCUUGACGACAACAAACAUGGAGGAGUAUGCCCGUGAACCUUGUCCCUGGAGGAUAGUGGAUGACUGUGGAGGUGCUUUCACCAUGGGUGCAAUUGGAGGAGGGGUGUUCCAGGCAGUCAAGGGCUUUCGAAACGCCCCUGCAGGUGUCGGACACAGACUGAGAGGCAGUGCAAACGCAGUGAGGGUAAGAGCUCCACAGAUUGGAGGUAGCUUUGCUGUAUGGGGAGGGCUCUUCUCCACAAUUGACUGUGGUUUAGUUCGCGUGAGAGGGAAAGAAGAUCCCUGGAACUCCAUAACAAGUGGCGCACUAACUGGAGCCAUCCUGGCAGCACGCAGUGGGCCGUUAACUAUGAUGGGCUCAGCCAUGAUGGGAGGAAUUUUACUUGCUCUGAUUGAGGGUUUCGGCAUCCUCCUGACCAGAUACACAGCACAGCAGUUUCAGAACCCUAUUCCCUUUGCAGAUGACCCCAGUCAGUUACCUCCAAAGGAUGAUGGUCAGCAGGGGGCAAAGGGGCAGUUUCAGUAGAAGGAAACAAGAACUGAGACCAGGUGUUGACACAGUGAGUCAGACCAGAAAGUUAGGAGGGGCACGUGACAUUACACCAGGUAUCACGAUGACCAGGACGUGGAGAGACUGGUCCUUGCAGUGGUAUCAAAUAGUUGCACUAUGUGUUUAUACCUCAGGGGCAAAUUACUGUGAGUUCCUGUUAUUUAUGAGUGACUGCUUGUGUGUGAAUAGGGAUCCUUCUGACUAACCUCAUGUUUGCACCACCAGAAUAUCGUCAACAUAUUCUAUAUUAAUGGUGAUUGUGUCAUCACUGUGACCUUUUGAGAUUAAAUAUGCAAUGAUGAAAUGUAUUUAUAAAAUCUAUUUGAUUCAACAUCAAGGCGACAUAUGAUUUUAGAUUUUUAUCACUAUGAAAUCGAGAGAUUAACAGGUGAAUUUACACAGUGUGAGAAAAGGUUAAAAAUAGGGAGACUCCCGUGAAAAUCGGGAGUGUUGGCAGGUAUGAGCUGGAGCCAGCAGCCAGUUAGCUUAACUUAGCAUAAAGGCUGGAAACAGGGGGAAACGGCUAGCCCGGCUCUGUCCAAAAGUAACGAAAUUUGUCUACCCGCACCUCUAAACAUCACUAUACACUUCUUAUAUUUAAUUUGUUUAAUCUGAACAAAUACAGAACUGUAAAAACAAUAAUUCGCCAUUUUGCAGGGCUUUUGUGCCAGACUAUUUCUUGGCCAAGUGCAGUGAUUUCCUGGAGUCUUGUCAUUACUUUGAGGUUGUCAGGCAACUAGUGAAAACUGGAGAACGUCACUGCUUCCAGCCAAGAAAUAGUCCAGCUCAUAACCCCUCAUAAAAUGGCAAAUUGGUAUUUUUACACUUUGAUUUUUAUACAGAUUAAACAACAUUUCCCAAAAUGUCAAACUAUUCCUUUUAAGCUUCCAAAAAUGUUACAAUUGUAUGCACAGAUUUAUUAAACAGUAAAGCCAUUGUUUUAAUUGCUGCAAUGUAGAAAGGUAGAGUAAUAUGAGAAAUGAGAUGUCUGUGACAUCACACUUUGCUCAGUGAGAUUUUACCGUGGAGAGUGGUAUUCUGAAAAUCUGUUUCCAAGUCUUAAGUUGUGUGUCAGCUGUGACAAUCAAUGCAAAGAACUGUGUAUAUUUUUUAAUUAUCUGUGUGCUAAAGAUGAGUCAUUGCUCAGUAAAACCUCAUUCUGUUCUCUGCAGUUUCUCUUAAGUUAUUGCCCCCCUGGCAGCUUUUGUAAUUUUAAAUCUUUGCUGGAUAGUAAUUAUCUUAGAGUGGAUGAGCACAAAUCAUGUCUUAUUUGCAAUGUUGAAACCAUGAAUGAGCUCCUAGAAAUGAUUGCUAGAAUUGCUUUGACAUUUAUCUUUUCACUGUUGCUCACAGUUAAGUGAGCUAGUGGUCUGUGGACCUUUCAUCACUUUGAUCGCUGCGUUUUCCAUCAAGCAACCGAGCACUUUGAAAUCUCUCUGUUUUCUUAAAAUGGAAGCAUCUGUCACAGCAGAGAGAGGUCAUUUAGCAGCAUGAUCCAGUGUUUUGCUGUCAAACUAUAGAAUGUAUAGAAUGUUUAUUUAUUUUACUGUAUGUCUUAAUAUACAGUAUUUAUCAUGCAAAUGUUGAUUAAAAACAAAUAAAGGCAUCAAAUGUUCUUUAA
Messenger RNA from Thunnus maccoyii (southern bluefin tuna), 2232 nucleotides. It is a transcript of the gene timm17b, whose product is annotated as translocase of inner mitochondrial membrane 17 homolog B (yeast). Gene Ontology annotation, cellular component: TIM23 mitochondrial import inner membrane translocase complex; mitochondrial inner membrane. NCBI's taxonomy places the organism in Eukaryota, Metazoa, Chordata, Actinopteri, Scombriformes, Scombridae. The transcript is spliced from 6 exons. Gene Ontology annotation, molecular function: transmembrane protein transporter activity. Bases 78 to 587 code for a protein of 169 amino acids. The record is from RefSeq and is a predicted model, not a curated record. Gene Ontology annotation, biological process: protein import into mitochondrial matrix.